Molecule: messenger RNA, 534 nt
Organism: Aspergillus fumigatus Af293
Lineage: Eukaryota; Fungi; Ascomycota; Eurotiomycetes; Eurotiales; Aspergillaceae
Product: putative C2H2 finger domain protein
Source: RefSeq, a predicted model, not a curated record
AUGUCGCGGAAUCAAAGCACCCCGCCCGCAAAGGACAAAGAACCCAAGAAGCUGGAAGAUCUGGAGGAUAACACGGUCCUCGAGAUCAUCACCCAUAGUCUCCAGCGCGACAACCUUGCCCCGGGAGGUCUUUUACUCCGGGAGAAUUUCAGUGCUCUGGAUCGACGGCAUCUGCCAUAUCCGAAAUGGCGCUGCAAUGAAUGUCACUUUGAGUUCGCGACUGCCAAACUGCGCGACCGCCACGAGGCAAGCCACUGGCACACUUCCGGUGGAGAGUCACUAGGCAUGUCGCUCAUGGGGUAUCAAAGUCUUCUAGACCGUGCGUGGCCUUCUUGCCAUGUUCCUGAUUCUGCGCAGGCUAAUGAAAAGGAUAUAGGAAUUCCGGAACCUUCCCGGCAGCUAGUUUUCGAGGAGUUCAUCAACUCGCCCCGAGAAUACAAGCACGAUGGCCUGCCCCCGGCGCCUCAUAUCUAUCCGGUUCCGUAUGUUGGGACCGAGGAGGCAAGCAUCUUGAAGGCAGCCAAGCGAUCAUGA